Messenger RNA from Penicillium daleae, 1827 nucleotides. RefSeq names its product putative prenylcysteine lyase. Lineage: Eukaryota; Fungi; Ascomycota; Eurotiomycetes; Eurotiales; Aspergillaceae. Gene Ontology annotation, molecular function: prenylcysteine oxidase activity. The record is from RefSeq and is a predicted model, not a curated record. Bases 1 to 1827 code for a protein of 608 amino acids. The transcript has 2 exons. Gene Ontology annotation, biological process: prenylcysteine catabolic process; prenylated protein catabolic process.
AUGUUGCGAUCGCCGAUAAGCGAUACGGCGGCCCCACACUGCCGUAAUAUUACCGCGUCAUGGCCUCGAUCCCUUGCAACAUCGACCUCCAACUUUCAGCUCACUUACCUUUACGAUCUAUCUCUGGAUGCGAAUCUGUGGCUUGCAGAGAUGGCAUUCACUCCACGACCCUUGCGGGAUCUGUGGCUAUUAUAUACUGUUCUAACGAUUCUUUUGCCGCUUAGCAAUGCGGUCCAGCCACAGCAACUCCUACGACCUGCUUUAGAUGCCUCCUCCAAGCGGGUGGCUGUCAUCGGAGCCGGUGCUGGAGGCUCUUUUGCUGCAUACGAGCUCCGCAAGCUUGCGGAUGAGGCUGGGAUUCCACUCAACCUCACCGUCUUCGAGCGUGCCUCAUACAUCGGAGGACGCUCGACAACAGUCAAUGUAUUCGAUCACCCAGCAUAUCCAAUCGAACUAGGAGCCUCAAUUUUCGUCGAGGUCAACUAUAAUCUGGUCAAUGCCUCGCGUGAUCUGGGUCUUACAGUUCGCGCUGCUGACCAUGCGCGGCCCCGAGAAUCGGAUGAAUCGAUCGGUAUCUGGGAUGGCAAGCAGUUUGCGUUUACUAUGAAGGAUUCUUAUAGCUGGUGGAAUAUUGGCCGACUCCUUUGGCGAUAUGGGAUGGCCCCGCUACGUACCCAGAAUCUGAUGAAAGAGAUUGUUGGGAAGUUCCUGCGCCUAUACGAGGAACCCCUCUUCCCGUUUCAGUCACUGUCUGAGGCAGCAGCAGCAGUAGACCUGCUCAACACUACAUCAUCAACCGGCGAGGCUUUUCUAGCAGCGAACCGGAUCUCCACGUUAUUCUCUCGGGAGAUUAUUCAAGCAAGUACUCGGGUCAACUAUGGCCAGAAUUUGGGCCUGAUUCACGGCCUCGAGUCGAUAGUCUGCAUGGCCACUGACGGUGCCGUAUCCAUUGACGGUGGGAAUUGGCGAAUAUUUGACGGCGCUGUCAAGGCUGCAAACGCCGAUGUCAAACUAGCUACCACAGUUACCGAAAUUGUUCGCGGUGAUGACGGGACCAUCCGUGUAACAUCCCAUCCGAGCGAUGAACUUGACUCUCCCCAGUCUAUUGAUGAGUCCGAGUUUGAUGAAGUCAUCAUUGCCGGACCGCUGCAGUAUUCUGGAAUUUCAAUAUCCCCUCCCCUGGAGCAUAUCCCAGACGAAAUCCCUUAUGUGAAGUUGCAUGUCACGCUAUUUGCUUCGCCCCAUCAAAUUUCCGCAAAGUAUUUUGGACUUGAUGGGAAGAAGGAUCAGGUCCCGGAAACUAUUCUCACGACACUUCCCGAAGACCUGGAUCUAGGGCAAAACCCGCACGGUGUUGGACCUGCUGAAUUCUGGAGCAUCAGUACGCUCAGAACUGUGGACUACUCAGUCGUUAAGGAUGGAGAGGAGCAGCAUGAGUUGCACUAUGUGUACAAGAUCUUCUCACCCGAACGGCCGACGGCAGAUUUCAUUGCGAACUUACUCGACAUUGACUACCCUGAAAGCACCGGCUCGGUAAUUACUCCACACGCCAAUACAACUAUCGGGGAUCUGCCCGAAACGGAGAUAAGCUGGUUCCACGAGAAGCUUUGGCACCCGUAUCCCCUCUUAUACCCGAGGGUGACAUUCGAGGAGACUCUUCUGGCUCCUGGUGUCUGGUAUACUAGUGGAAUUGAGAGCUUUAUCUCGACUAUGGAGACUAGCGCCUUGAUGGGCCGGAAUGUUGCCGCACUCAUGGUACAGUUAUGGAAGAAGCAAGAGGAAAGUAAAAGCAGCUCUCCAUUGUUGAGCCUGAAGACGGAGCUGUGA